Messenger RNA from Homarus americanus (American lobster), 3166 nucleotides. It is a transcript of the gene E(Pc), whose product is annotated as enhancer of polycomb homolog 1-like. Gene Ontology annotation, biological process: regulation of transcription by RNA polymerase II. Lineage: Eukaryota; Metazoa; Arthropoda; Malacostraca; Decapoda; Nephropidae. The transcript is spliced from 11 exons. The record is from RefSeq and is a predicted model, not a curated record. Gene Ontology annotation, cellular component: piccolo histone acetyltransferase complex. Bases 251 to 2866 code for a protein of 871 amino acids.
GGCGGUAGUGGCGCGGAGCGUGGUGUGAAGAACCGCCAUGAUUGUACUGCGGUUCCCAAGCACCUGAAUCAGUGUUUUUUUCUCAAAAUAAUUCUUUGUGUGUGUUAGAAAGAGAAAAUAAGCAAAAUGGGCACUUCCUAGUUGGUGCCCCCCAUAUUUUGCGGUGGGCUGUGGCCCACUCGGCCCCCCGUGAAGUGAAUAACGAAAUGUUUUGUUGUGAUGCGGGCUUGCUAAUAUUUGUGCUGCCAAAAUGAGCAAGUUUCGCGCGAGGCAGCUAGACGCCUCUAAACCUAUCCCUGUGUAUAUGCAAGAGGAUAUCCCUGACUAUGCGGAAUUUAAUGCAAUCAACAGGACUGUGCCGCAGAUGCCCACGGGGAUGGAAAAGGAGGAAGAAACGGAACAUCACCUGCAGCAGGCCAUCUUUCACCAACGUGUGAUUCCGGUACCCGAAGUGUUUGACUUGGGUACCGAUGAUGCCUCCGUCCUUGACAAGAUGUACCCUACCACCUACAAGGCCCCCCGACAGCUGAUCCACAUCCAUCCAUUCUCAGCGGACCAAGAUAUCCCUGAGUAUGACAUGGAUUCUGAAGAUGAAGUCUGGGUCAGUCAACAUGCUGCUAAAGGAGAAGUCCCUCUCACCAACCUUCAGUUUGAGGAGAUGAUGGACCGUCUAGAAAAGGCUUCUGGGCUGAAAGCUGUGACCCUGCAGGAGGCCAAGGUGCUUCUGAAGGACGAUGAUGAUCUCAUCAUUGCAGUCUACGACUAUUGGCUCAACAAGCGGCUCAGACUGGCUCAUGCACUCAUACCGCAGGUUAAGACAGAGAAGGGGUCUGGUUCCAAUUCCAGCGAUCCGUACGUUGCUUUCCGUAAAAGAACAGAAAAGAUGCAGACCAGAAAGAACCGCAAAAAUGAUGAAUCCAGUUACGAAAAGAUGCUUAAACUACGCCGAGAUCUGUCCAGAGCGGUGACCCUGCUGGAGAUGGUAAAACGAAGAGAAAAAGCUAAAAGAGAAUACCUCAACUUAAAUAUUGAGGUGUUUGAAAGAAGGUAUGAAAUGCAAGAUUUUACUGGAUCAGUGUUGGCGGAGGUUAGUGCUUUGCGGACACAACGGCCUGCUUUUGCUCCCCUAUUCUCCAACCACCAGCUGUCAUCUGGCAUUACAGCCUCGAGUGCUACAUCAAGUGGAUCCUGGUUGAAGGUUGCACCAUUGUCACAUUCCAGCAAAGUGAGUAAGAAAAGAGAGGAUGGGAAGCGAGAGCGAAGAUCAUACAAAAAGCGCCCACGGAGACAUCACGGACAAAUAUCUUCUUCAGCGUCAUCCACACCCCCAACACCCCAGCUCACUCCCACAUACACUCACCCUCCUGACCCAUAUACAAUCGCUUCAGCAUACCCACAGGACUCUCUGGGAUAUGUGCCUCCAAGUUCAGAGGAUGAGGUGGCUUCACCCUCACAAUCUGAAGCAGAGGAGGAAAAUGAACCAGAUGGUGUCUUCACGUUUAGGAGGAAAAAAUUUACCAAUUACCAUGCCCCCCGGGAAGGCAACUGGCCAUGGGUCCCUCCAGAUGAAGGUGGAGGAGGUGACCCAAGAUACCGAUUUUCACUCACCUCUUUGGCUCACCCAACUCGUCGAUGUAUUGGCUUUGCGCGCCGCAGAGUCGGUAGAGGGGGCAGAAUGUGGAUAGAUAGGUUAAGUACUCCGCUUGAUGAUCUGUGGUUCAAGACGGACUUUAGAGAUGUGGGACCAAACGGCCUCACAGCGACAAAUGAUUUCCUCCAUGAGGUUAAAACAGAAUGGCCACACUUCUGCCCAAGUACCCCACCAGAGGACAACGACACAGAUGUGGAAAUAGAUGUAGAGACUGUAGGAGUUCCUGUCACUCUAACUCCCGACGUGAACCUCAACUCCACCUCAUCCGCCGAGGAGUUAAACCUAGCAUCUACAUUGCCAACUUCUGUUUACAUCACAGCAGAGGUUAUCGAUGGUGAAGCUGCUGGAAAUGUAACUGAAUUAGAAGUGUCAAUACCAUCAGAUCUGGACACUUUACUCCAAAGUGACUCUGGAGUGAUCCUCGAAGAGAAUCUAGAUGUGGACCUUGUGACAGAAAACAGUAAUGGAACAAGAAGUGGUCACUGUGGUGGUGGUGGGACGAAUGAUGGUUCUAGUGCUAGUGGUGGUAUAACUUUGGAUGAUCUCUCGAACAGUGAAUGGGCAUCAAAUUAUAGUAGUACAAUUAAUAGACAACAGCAACAUUCCGUAGAUUUCACCACUCAACCGACAUCCAAGUUUGUGACGCUAGACUCAACUAACACGCUUCCCUUGGCAGUAUCGGGGCUUCAACUUAGUACAAGCAAUGUGACGGGUGAUGAAAUUCAUUCUUCUUCCUUAUCUUCCUCAUUUUCCACAUCCUCAUUGACAUCUUUACCAUCCUCAUCCUUGACAUCCACAUAUUCCUCCACUUCUUUACCUACUUCCUCAGCAACUAGUCUAAGUAACAGCUUACUGUGUGCCUCCUCAAGUGUUUUAAGUGACAAGGUUGGCAGCGAAUGUUCAAACAGUGAAUGCAGUGGUAGUCAAGUGUUAACGUCUUCACACCAACAAGAAUCUUCGUCGGCAGAUGCUUUGAGUGUACCCAGUGGACUCUUAUUAUCUAAUAAUAAAAAUAACGGUAGCAAUGUCUUAAGUAGCGCGACCACAAAUAACGUGAUGUCUCAAAAAUUUUUUGCAUCAACAACUCGGACAAACGACAGCUUACCCAACAGUGAAAGUAACAAUAGUGCAGCAGUUUUAACAAAUGGACCGAGUAAUUCUCUAGACAGCUCAAAAUGUGCUAAAGUGGAUCAUUAUAUGUUUCAUGAAACUUGAACUUUGUCCUGAAAUUAGCAACAAUCAGGAAAAGAUUUUUGUUUUCAAUUCAUUUAAUGUCUUUAACUUAUUUUUAUACCGAAUGCACAAGGAAAUAAUAAGAUGUGUUGAUUAUUCCAUGUCUUAAUGUGUUUUAUUCAAAAUCCUAUUAUAUAUUCCGGCAUGAUGGGUGUCACAUUUCAUUGGACUUAAAUAAGAAACAAUUGCUCCAAUAUUUCCAUCGCUUUGGUGUCCAUGUUUUAUUUGCUCAAAUUCUAAAACUGUAUAGAUGACAAGUACAAAUAAAUGAAUACCAGUCAU